Messenger RNA from Cynoglossus semilaevis (tongue sole), 2504 nucleotides. RefSeq names its product calcium-activated potassium channel subunit beta-2-like. Lineage: Eukaryota; Metazoa; Chordata; Actinopteri; Pleuronectiformes; Cynoglossidae. Gene Ontology annotation, biological process: detection of calcium ion; potassium ion transport. The transcript has 4 exons. The record is from RefSeq and is a predicted model, not a curated record. Gene Ontology annotation, molecular function: calcium-activated potassium channel activity; potassium channel regulator activity. Gene Ontology annotation, cellular component: membrane; voltage-gated potassium channel complex. Bases 613 to 1329 code for a protein of 238 amino acids.
CUGUGGUUUUUUUUUUAUUUUUGUGUGUGUUGCAAAUGGCAUGUCCUGUAGAGAUGUCAAGAGGAGGCACCGAGGCGAGGUUUUGUUUUCGUGUUGGGAGAGGGACCAAUUACUUUGUGUUGACAGCUGAAAAGUUCAGGAAAUAGUGGCUAGGGUUUUUUUUUUUUGUUGUUUUUUUUUUCACAGUAUAAGCAUUGAAAUCUUCCAUCUACGGCUAUCUGUCAUCUUGUUGUUACCCCUUUUGUUCACUUUCUUUGUGUUUAAAAUGAGAUGUUUACCUGGGGAAGGCCCUCAUAUCAGGAGCGCCUCCUGUUGUAGCCCACUGUUGUGGUUCUAUAUUUUCCGCUGAGCAGCUCGGGUUGGUUGAGACGCGCUUAACUCUAUACAACUGCAAAUAUAAAGAAUCGACUUUGACAGUGAACAUGCACCAAAGGUACGGUAUGAUCUCUUGUUGUGAGUUAGAUCCCGACAGUAAAAGUUAAUUUCAAUGUGACAAUCCCUGUGUUGCAUGACAGCUAAAUAUAAAACUGCCUCUUGAUCCUCCACAGGUCUUUUCAACAGUCCUUCUGUUCAGCUUCAGUGAGCACAGUUGGUCGUCGAUCACACGGAAGGAUGUUCUUCGUGGCAGGUGCCAAAAACGCAGGCGGGUCAGCCAGAGGGAAUGAACGGGGCAAUAGGUCAAUCUACCAGAAGUUCCGUGAGGUCGAUUUAUUGGACAAGAAGAAGACAGUAACAGCUCUAAAGCCCGGUGAGGAUCGAGCCAUUCUCCUCGGUCUUGGGAUGAUCCUGGCGUCUGUCAUGAUGUACUUUGUGCUGGGGAUAACUAUAUUACGCUCCUACGCAGACAGUGUUUGGACAGAGGAGAGUGUUUGUGUCGUGCACAACGCCACGGUCACAGCAGACAUGAACUGUACAUACAACUGUGGCUCAGACUGCUGGAGAAUCUCCAAAUACCCUUGUCUGCAGGUCUAUGUGAGCGUCAACAACACGGGCCGCCUCUGUCGGCUAUCUCACAACGAGGAGACGCAGGACGCCAGCUCUGAAUGUUUUUACGUGCCCAGGUGCCAGAAGGACAGCACGGUAAUGCACACUAUGAUCAUGAACAUCUCGGAGCAUCUAAAAGUAAACCAGCAGAUCCAGUGUUAUUAUGACCCCAGCCAGCAGCACGAGGCUGUUCUCCUGACCCGGCUAUAUGACCAACGCGUGGUCCUCCACUCGUUGCUCUGGCCUUCCUGCAUGAUCACGGGAGGGGCCCUCAUCAUCGUGAUGGUGAAGCUCACGCAGUACCUCUCCAGGCUGUGUGAAGAAAUAGGGAAGAUCAAGAGGUGAACUGCGUUCUCCAGCCUAACCUGUGUUGGUUCGGUGGUGGACAGAUGGAAUGGACAGGUAUUUUUCCAAACUCGACAGCUUUACUGUGAUCUCUGCAAAAUGUUUUCUGACGUCGCUACAGCUGGAACAAUUGGCUGGCCAGCUACCGACGACAGACGAAGAGGAUGUGACUGUUUACAAAUGUCUUAAAUGUUGUUCUGGGACACGUGAACAGAUGUAUUGGUUCUUGUAGGGGUUUAAGGUUUUAUAAAAUGAACUGAUAGUGUGUUAACAAGAGUUUGUAUUUAACCUGUUAUCUUUUGUACAGUGCAUUGAAGAAAAGAACUUGUUGAUAUUGAUAUGAUGUUAUCAGUGUGUAUAUUUGACAGGGCAAACCCAGCUCUAAGGAAUAGCCAACAGUGCUCAAAUAGCUUGAAAUAAAUGCAGGAAAGGUAGCCAUGUAGAUAUUCUAACACAAUUAAAAAUGUUUGGCCUUAAAAUAAAUUUUUUUAAACAUAAAUACAUUGCCAAAUAUAGCUAUAUACACAGAUCUAAUCCAAAAGAAAAUAACUCAUAUUUAGACAAGCUAAGGUUUAGCUCGGGAAUGGGUAAAGUUUGGUCAGAUUUUCCAGGAAAAGAAUUAAAUGAUUUUUAUUUGCAUAAGAAAUUUGUAAAAUAAAUAAAUAAAUAAAUAAAGUAAAGGUCAUGCUAAAAAAGCAAUAGCUAAAUGUAAUACAACAAUUACCACAACACUGUCUUCAAUUUGCAAAUGAAUGUCAGAUACUUAGGCCAGCUAAAAUAAAAGGUAGAUGUAAAUGUGAAGAUUGCCAAAAGUGCAAAUCAGCCUUAAAUAAUACUGCACAAAUUGCCCUGCAAAAUGUUGAUGCUGAUAGUUAGAAAAAGUACAUUUGUAUUAGUGAAAUUACUAUUGUAUGAUUGAAGAAGGUUUGUGGUACUUUUUGAAAUGUUUUGGUGAUUUAUUAUUUCUGAUGGGAUAUGACCAAAAACUGUGCAAUUAAACAGAGUUUGUCUUUUUUUAAAAAAAACUUUAAAUCCAAGUAAAAAAGGUAAACUUUUAUCCUAUAGGAUUAUCCACUGAGGCCUCCACACAUGAUUGUUAGUAAGAUGAAAACAACUGCUCUGCUACAGUCUAAUGUCUGUGUUCUCAUACUAAGACAAUAACUUGUCGGUUAUGU